AUGCCAAUAAUGCAUAAUAAUGGUAAUGAUUCAUCGGUGAUGAUGAUGACAACGGAUCGUCAAACACAUCAACACUAUUUGCAACAACAAUCCCAUUAUGCUGUUACUGGUGGUGUUCAUAGUCCAAGGAAGAAUUUCUAUUCACAUCAGCAACAACAACAAGGUGUUCCAAUGAUGUCUCAUCCUUCUUCUUCUAUAAAGUCAAAAAAUCAAUCAUUUACAGACGAUGGUGUAACCAGUUUUAUUGAUUAA
Messenger RNA from Trichobilharzia regenti, 252 nucleotides. The record is from the annotation of a GenBank genome assembly. NCBI's taxonomy places the organism in Eukaryota, Metazoa, Platyhelminthes, Trematoda, Strigeidida, Schistosomatidae.